AUGAGUAUUACUAGUGAAGAAUUGAACUACUUGAUCUGGAGAUAUCUCCAAGAGACAGGGAAUGAAUUGAGCGCCUUAGCAUUACAAGAAGAGACAAGAGUUAAAGAGUUUGAUAAGUUGUAUAAACAGCAUGUUCCAUUAGGUACCUUAGUUAAUUUGGUACAAAAGGGGAUACUUUUUAGUGAAAGUGAAUUAUUUGUUGAACGAUUGGAUAAAGAUGAAUUGAUUGAUUUAUUUAAGCAUUCAAAUGGUCAUACCAAUAAUAAAUUAGAAGAAUAUAUUCAUAAUAGAAAUAAUAAAAAGAAUAACGAUGGCACUGAUAGUGGCAGCAGUGGAAACAAUAUUUUUAAUUUAGCAAAUGCUCUCAGGGUGGACACUAGUUCUAUACCUGAAUUAGAAGCAACAGGAAGAUUUGCACUAGUUAACGAUGAUAUUGAAAGAGAUUUGGGAAAAGAGGAAAAGGAUCAAAUUGAUAGUAAGAAUGAUACAGUCACUUCCCCACUCAAUACAAAUAAUGAGCAAUACAGUGUUUCAGGAACUGCUACUUCUAUGGUUCCUAACGUCAUGGAUUCUUCUAUGAAUUCUGCCAAGCAUCUUAUUAAAGAAUUGAAAUUAUUUGUACCUAAUUGGACACAAUCAUAUUUGACCAAAGAGAAAGUGAAUUACUUGCAGUGGAAUCCACAAAGACCGAAUGUUAUUGCAUUGGGUAUUCAAAAUGAGGCAGUAGCCAAAAUUAUUCAGUUUAAAGGGGACUCUAAUGGGGCUGAUAACGAGAUCCAUGAAUUAAGACAUCCAUUUGCCUUAAGUUAUACGUUAGGAAACACAACUAAUGAGAUUACGUGUUUGGAAUGGUCGAAUGAUGGUAAGUAUAUGUUGACGGCGGUGGAAAAUGGGGAGAUUAGGUUAUGGUCAUACGAUGGUCUUUUAAAAAAUGUUUUUAAUUUCCAUCGUGUUCCAAUAAUAUCGAUUAAAUGGAAUUAUGAUAACACACUGUUUCUUUCAAUGGAUAUUGAAAACGUGGUGAUUCUUUGGAACGCAAUAAAUGGCACUGUUGUUCAACAUUUUGAAUUAAUGAAAUCACACAGUGGCAAUAUUGAAACAUCAUAUAAUAAUUCAAGUGCUAUUAAUAGUGGCAAUAAUAAUAACAAUAAUACUAAUAAUAAUAAUAAUGAUAUAAGUAACGAGAAUAAAAGCAAUAGCAAUAAUGAUAAUAAUAACAAUACUAGUACUACUAAUAAUAAUAAUCUUACUAUGACAAGAGAUAAUAAGGUAAUGAAUGUAAAUGUCAAUGGUACUGAAGUUGCAUGGGUGGAUAAAGAUAAGUUUGUAUUACCUGCAAACAAUGGCAAAUUAAAUGUUUAUUCGAUACAAUCCAAGAAACCGAUAGGUAAGUUAAUUGGACACGAGCAAACUAUUAGUGACAUUAAAUUCAACGAGUCGAACAAACUGUUGGCUACAAGUGCUGAUGAUUUGUCAAUAAGAGUAUGGCAUGGGUCAAGUAGUAAUUCGAACUAUAUAUUUUAUGGACAUUCGCAGAACAUUAUAUCUAUUGAAUGGAUCAAUGAUGAAUUGAUAAUAUCAUGUUCGUUGGAUGGGACUAUUAGGGUAUGGUCCAUACAGGAACAAAGUCUGGUCGCCAUUAAGUUGUGUGAGGGUGUGCCAAUAAUAUGUGGUAAAUUAUCUAACGAUAAAAAAAGAUAUGUGAUUGGUUUAUUGGAUGGUAAAGUUAAAUUAUUUGAUAUAGCGUAUGUAUUGAGUGGGUAUGAGAUUAGUGAGAAAGACGAUAUUUUGAGACAGCCCUUGUCUAUCCCACUAUGUGGUGAAUAUGCAAGUAGCAACUUAAAUGCUAAUAUUAAUGAUGGUAAUAGUAAUAAUGCUAAUGGAAGUAAUGAUGAUGGGGAUAGUAUGGUAUUUGAUAUAUCAUGGAGUGAAGAUGAUUCAAAAAUAGCUAUAUCAUAUUCAAAUAAACCGGGCAUAAUAUUAUCUAUAUAA
Arxiozyma heterogenica is the source of this 1992-nucleotide messenger RNA. RefSeq names its product Sif2p (gene SIF2). Gene Ontology annotation, cellular component: Set3 complex. The record is from RefSeq and is a predicted model, not a curated record. Gene Ontology annotation, biological process: regulation of transcription by RNA polymerase II. The coding region runs from base 1 to 1992 and encodes 663 amino acids. The transcript has a single exon. Gene Ontology annotation, molecular function: protein binding; transcription corepressor activity. NCBI's taxonomy places the organism in Eukaryota, Fungi, Ascomycota, Saccharomycetes, Saccharomycetales, Saccharomycetaceae.